GUGGUGUUUCACAAAAUGUCUCCCAAUGAGACUCUGUUCUUGGAAAGUACCAACAAAAUCUACAAGGAUGAUAUUUCCAACAGUUCAUUUGUGAACUUCCAAAUAUGGGAUUUUCCUGGACAGAUGGACUUUUUUGAUCCAACAUUUGAUUAUGAGAUGAUCUUCAGAGGAACAGGUGCUCUAAUAUAUGUUAUUGAUGCCCAGGAUGACUACAUGGAAGCUUUAACAAGACUCCACAUUACAGUUUCAAAAGCCUACAAGGUCAACCCAGAAAUGAACUUUGAAGUUUUUAUUCAUAAAGUUGAUGGUUUAUCAGAUGACCAUAAAAUAGAAACUCAGAGGGAUAUUCAUCAGAGGGCUAAUGAUGAUCUCACAGAUGCUGGGCUUGAAAAACUUCACCUUAGCUUUUAUUUGACCAGUAUCUAUGACCAUUCAAUAUUUGAAGCCUUCAGUAAAGUGGUACAGAAGCUCAUUCCACAGCUGCCAACCCUGGAAAAUCUACUUAAUAUCUUCAUAUCAAAUUCAGGCAUUGAAAAAGCUUUUCUCUUCGAUGUAGUCAGCAAAAUCUACAUUGCAACAGACAGUUCUCCUGUGGACAUGCAGUCAUAUGAGUUGUGCUGUGACAUGAUUGAUGUAGUCAUAGAUGUUUCCUGUAUAUAUGGGUUAAAAGAAGAUGGCUCUGGAAGUGCUUAUGAUAAAGAGUCAAUGGCAAUUAUCAAGCUCAAUAACACAACAGUCCUGUACUUAAAGGAAGUAACAAAGUUUUUGGCAUUAGUUUGCAUUCUUAGAGAAGAGAGUUUUGAGCGCAAAGGUUUGAUAGACUACAAUUUCCAUUGCUUCCGCAAAGCCAUCCAUGAAGUUUUUGAAGUAGGUGUUGCCUCCCACAGGAUCUGCAACCAUCAAUCAAGCACCUCAAAUAUGAAAGCAGUGACUCACAAUGGCACACCUAGGAAUGCAGUCUAGAGGAAGGCUAAAGACCUUGGGUAGACUUGUCAGCUCUUCACUCCAAAGUUUUGUGGAACAAGAGAAGAGUAGUCUGAAAGCCUGAAGUAUGUUUCAGAGAAGAGUGGUCCUAACUGUGGAACAGCAGAUUGUAACUCAUGUUGGGCAACUGAAACUACUGUGAAAAUACUUUGAGGCCAGUGGAGUUAGAAAUGCCAGUUUGAAAUCAGCUGUAUUGCAAAUGCAGUAGGUUUUCAGUUUGGAGUCCUCUUUUAACAGUCUGUGUCUGACUGAUUGCCUGGUCAAAACUUACAAGCAAUUGAGUUGGGUUUUGUGUGAAACACUGAACAGUCACUUGCUUAACUUUUAAAAUUUUUUUUUAAAUUAAUCUGUAGAAUAUCCUCUUUUGCUUAAGUUUACCUCCUGUCAUGCAAAAACAAAAUUGGUGUUAUUAAGGCUUGUGAAACUCAAGCUUUUUGCUUGCUGAGGCUGGUCUCAAAUCAUUCCAUUAAGUAGUUCUUGUUCUUGCUGGUGUGCUCAUAGUUCUCAUGAAUUCUGUGCUUGUUAAGUGGGUGCAAGAUAGAGAGCUCUGUUCUAGUGAUCAUGUGUUUGUUUAGAGAACUGACCUGGAGCUUCAUUUUGAGAGAAAGUGAUACUUUGCUUUCAGACCACACUUCUUGGUAUGUCCCCUUUGAUGGAAGGAAAGGAUUAAAAUCAGAAAUAAACGACCUGCUCUCUUUUGCAAAAACAUGGAUGUCAUAAAUCUGUGUGAUUAAUCCUAUUCAUGAAACAACUGCAUGGCUAACUAAACUGAAAUGUCUGCCAUCUGUUGGAACAAAGCAGCCACUUUCAGCUAUUCCCAAGCAAAGAAAUUACCAAGUUACUGACUUUUGAUGGUGGAUCUUUCUCCACUCUCUGACUGAUAAUCAAGACAAUUCCUAGCAAAAUGUCUGAGGGUGUUAUCUGUGCAUGGCAAUUAAGUUCACUGUGCCAUAAUUUACUAAUAGUACUGGACUUUGGAAGUACAUUGAUUCUGUACUAUGACAAACACCCUCUCGUUUGUCUCUGUGCAAUCUGACUAAAAUAGUGGUUUUUCUGAUUUUGUGAAUUCUGCUGACUUUCAUACUACGGGCAGUAUAUGUGAAUUCUUUAAUUUAUUGGUAUUAGUAGUGCAGAUGUCAUUCUGUACACCAGCCUUGCUGUGCAGGAGGCUCAGCCACUGGCCCAUAAAGACCUUGCCUCCUUUUACCUGUCCCUGUGUGUGUAUAGGUGUUGCAAAGCCAUUGGACCAACUAUACAAGUCCCACUAUAAAAGUUUCUGCAAGAAGAACCAAUUGGAGUGAUUUCUGCAGCUGGUGUAUUUAUGUGGUCAGAAAUAACCUUGGGACUGCUUCUGUGCUUAUAGAAUGAACUUCCAUUGAUAUAUGUAAAAAUGAAUAUAUACAUGCAUUAACAUUGGGGUGUAUGCACAUUCUGUGUAAAUGUUUUUUUUUUACAGCAGGAAACUGGAAUUCAAGUGCUCUAGGUCUGUUCUCUUAAAUGUAGGCUGAGCCCCUUUUUGCUAAUGGAACUGUAGAGCUCUUUUUGAGGGAGUGCAGUGGGCUCUUAAGAUUGGGUUUUGUAGUUUGCAAGCACUAUCACAGUUCAGAUUCUGAAGGUAAGAGGAGAAGCAAUUGGCAAAAUAACAGGAAGAAAGAAUCCCCAUUUGUGCAGUGAGUUUUCCAUGUUCUAAGUACAUGCAUAUGUUCUCUUUCUUUUCACCCACUACAGGAUUUUGUGCUAAUAAAAUGAAAAAAAAAAAAAAAA
This is a messenger RNA of Zonotrichia albicollis (white-throated sparrow), 2748 nucleotides long. NCBI's taxonomy places the organism in Eukaryota, Metazoa, Chordata, Aves, Passeriformes, Passerellidae. The record is from RefSeq and is a predicted model, not a curated record.